Molecule: messenger RNA, 1524 nt
Organism: Penicillium hordei
Lineage: Eukaryota; Fungi; Ascomycota; Eurotiomycetes; Eurotiales; Aspergillaceae
Exons: 3
Coding region: 1-1524 (507 amino acids)
Source: RefSeq, a predicted model, not a curated record
AUGAAGGUAUCCUACUCCAAGUUGAUGGGUGGCCGGUUCAAACCCGAGGGUUGGAAAAAGCUGAAGAAUUACUGUGACCUUGCGAGAGAAAACGGCUGGGAAUGGGCUUGGAUGGAUACCUGUUGCAUUGAUAAAACAAACACGUCUGACACACAAGAAGCUAUCAACGCCAUGUUUCGCUGGUACAAAGAAUCCAUGAUUUGCUAUGCGUACCUUGAAGAUGUCGACGUGAAAGAUGCAAAAUCUCUUGAGACUUCCUUUAUCCGUGCGAGGUGGUUUACGAGGGGGUGGACACUUCAAGAGCUCAUAGCUCCGACAUCUCUAUUGUUCGUUGACAAGAAUUGGCUCGAAAUCGUCGACAAAAACAACGGCCUAAAGCAAAUCGAGAGGGCUACGGGCAUCCAACCCGAUAAAUUACGAAAAUUCUAUGAGUGCUCUAUCCGGGAACGCUUUUCUUGGGCUUCACAGAGACAGACGACUUUAGUAGAAGACAGGGCUUAUUCCCUUUUUGGGCUCUUUGGGAUUAAUAUGCCUUUGGUUUAUGGUGAGGGUGAUCGGGCGUUUUUGCGGUUACAGCAAGAGCUCAUCAGAAAGUACGAUGAUGCAAGCCUCUUGCUCUGGGAGGCACACGAUUUCAAUAAAGAGAACCUCAUUCCACAACGACUAGGUGCUCUAGCCCCAUCGCUCUCCUGUUUCAAACCGCGAUCCGAUACUCAAACAAGCUGGAGAUUACCGGGGUGCAAUCUCUCAACAUCUGCACGAGGUUUACAUUUAGAUGUCGACUUGAUGUUACUCAAAACAGACAUGAUUGGUGACUGCGAUGAUCCUUCCACUCGCUGGGAGAGCAGCAUCGAUUUUACGAGUUUGGGCCGAAGGUCUAUCGUUAUCACAGAGGGGUUCGAUCUCCCCUUCCAGGCGUCUUUUUUGCGAUUGAACUUUCCUCCUGGAUUCGAAUUACUCGCAACAUGUCGCGGCCAAGUUGGAUACAAAGCUCCAAUGGAUAAUGCUGAACCUUCAUCUGAAGCCUUUCUCCUCCGUAUUCCAUACGUGGGCAGUCAGUUUAAAUGCCAAGUAGCUGGCAGGAGGAAAGGAGAAUAUCUCAUUACUUACGGAUCAGAUAGCUCCCUCUAUCAUGGAUUCGACAUCAUCCGGGAUAGUCAAUGGAGAUUCCAGAUGCGACAUGAAGCGAGCGAAAAGUUUGAAGUUCUAUUGGGCACCUCCCAAUACAACUCAGAUGCUCUCUUUCUCGCCCCUGGUCAAUCGCCCUCCCACCAACUUUGCUUGAAAGGUUCACCAGGCACGGUUCAAGUCAAAAUACGUCCAAGGCCGGCUAUAGGGGGUCAUUAUGUCCAAAUAUCAUACCUCGAUUCGGCCCUAAAAUCCUUUGAACCUGGAUUCCGCUUAAAAAACAGGCUUCUGGGAGAAGCUUUUUCGAUUCGACCCACUUCGCCUAGGGAAUAUGAUGUUAUCCUCGAGUAUGUACCUGAAGAGAACCGCGCGAAGAAAAGGCAGCGUAAACAAUAA